GUGGUGCAUUGUGGGGGGAUGAGUCUUCCGCUGAAGGCGCUCCUUUGUUUGACCAGCACGUCAUGGAGCGGGUGGGAGACGCUGUCCAAGAUGGCGUGUAGUUUAAUUAUCAGUGUAGGCGUGUAGCUGCACCCCCACAAUGUCACCGGCCUUACGGAUCGGUUUGUUGAGUCUGUUAGCGCCCGCUACCCUCAGCCUGCUGCCCCAGCAUGCAACAGCACUGGCCACCAUGACGUGUCAGAAGUGCACCGCAGACAAUAAUGCGUUGGGUUUAAAUAUUAAGGAUGUUCAUCUGCUCUGUGGCUGGUGUUGACUACACAGAACUACACCUCCCAAUAUAUCAGGAUUGGAGUUUUAUAACAGUUUGUUCAUAAGAGGUCUAAAAAGGUGUUUGAUCCCAAACAUCAGUAAUGUGUGAAUGUCUUUUUGGCAAACAAAAUUUAUACAUACAAUAUGAAUUGUUUCCUUAGUGUAAUGACAUUAUUUUAUGGUAAUUUCUGUAUUAAUCUCCAUCAAAAGUCCAGUUAAGGGAUUAAUAAUACUUUAAAACAUGUUGGCCAGAAGAAAAGAACAUUUGUUUGAAGCUGAAUUGAAAUGAAAACUGGAUGUGGCCUUACACAGCAAGAAGCUUCACAAUGGAUUUGCAAUAAAAAUGUCUAAAUUGUAAAUGUAGUAGGUGGACAGUGACUUAAGUAUCUUUUCAGAUAUACUGGUGCUUUACUUAAGUACUUCUACAUUUAUAUCUACACAUUAAUGCAUUCAUUUAGGAAACAUCAGUUUUGUCUAAAGGUACGUACACUUCCUGGAUCACUUCUCUAAACUUCAUUUCAUUGUAUUUUUAAUGGUCUUUUUUUUUAUUUGCCUCAUGAAAUGUUUUAAUCCUGGUUCAACCAUGUUAAGCACUUUGUAUGAGCAGCACCAAUUUCUAUUUACACACAUGCUAAAAUCACAAUGUUGUUUACAUUUAAACACCAGCGUCAUGGACAGAAUCAGGUACAUUUUGCAUAUGAGCUCCUCUCUGGUGAAUCAGCUCAUGGCAGGACAGGAAAUAAAACAAGUUUGUGUUCAGUUCAUGUUUUUUCACCUGUUUAACCACCUACCAAUGGCUGUGCACUUACUUACUGUUGAGCAGCACACACCUUAUUCUGUUUUUCAGAACAACCAAACUGUAAAAUAUUCAAUCAGCACCACCCAUUAAAUGAAUCUGUCGCACAGGCUUCAAUUUAAUCUUCAGUUAAUAUGGAUUUCACGUCCACAAAUCCAAAUGAACUGGCUCCAAACCCUGUUAUUAAUAUAGAACUGCACAACCCAAAACAACAUGGCACCAUACAGAAGUAAAACUGUCAAUAUUCUAGUUGAAUUUGGUGAAAUAGACUUGAACUAAAUGAACAAAAACACAAAGUAGAAGCUGUGAUGUUGAAUAUUUGAGAAUCAGACAAUUAUAGUCCAUGUUGGUGCCCAUGUAAGGACUUUAGAGGCCAAUAGAAAUGCGUGUCAAUGUUUUUGCUUUUAUUUUAAAGGAUUUUUUCUUAUCCGGAAAUGCAGCUGCUCGCAGUCUCUAGCUUGGAGAAGAACAGUCAGGUCUGCGGGCUGAGCUUGAGCUGUCUGUCUUCAACUACGUCCGCAGAAUGACUUUAAGUACCGACGCUCUGGACCCGUUAGCCACCAGUUACUUUCCUAGAUUUGCUUUCGGUUUUUCAACGGAACAAACGAGACUGAGAAAAUGAGUGGGCGGGGAAAAGGCGGCAAAGGGCUCGGUAAAGGCGGCGCCAAGCGGCACCGCAAAGUGCUCCGCGACAACAUCCAGGGCAUCACCAAGCCCGCCAUCCGCCGCCUGGCUCGCCGCGGCGGCGUGAAGCGCAUCUCCGGCCUGAUCUACGAGGAGACCCGCGGGGUGCUCAAGGUCUUCCUGGAGAACGUAAUCCGCGACGCCGUCACCUACACCGAGCACGCUAAGAGGAAGACCGUCACCGCCAUGGACGUGGUGUACGCGCUCAAGAGGCAGGGCCGCACCCUGUACGGCUUCGGAGGCUGAACCAACACCACCUCCUCAUCCGGCUGCAACACAACGGCUCUUUUAAGAGCCACCCAACUCUCCACAAGGGCUGACUUCCUGUUUAUUAUAUGAAUGAUAAUAUCUCGUAUCUGUGCAGUUCCACUGUAACUGUAAACUGCCUCUGCUUCACCUGAGAAACAAGCUUUUAACCCCAAACAUCUUGUGUUGAAACUGGCUUCAGAAAUUAGAGGUUUGUCUCCCAUGCCAAUAAAGCUCAUUUGAAUUUAA
Molecule: messenger RNA, 2284 nt
Organism: Siniperca chuatsi (mandarin fish)
Lineage: Eukaryota; Metazoa; Chordata; Actinopteri; Centrarchiformes; Sinipercidae
Product: histone H4
Exons: 1
Coding region: 1724-2035 (103 amino acids)
Biological process (GO): nucleosome assembly
Cellular component (GO): nucleosome
Molecular function (GO): structural constituent of chromatin; DNA binding; protein heterodimerization activity
Source: RefSeq, a predicted model, not a curated record